This is a messenger RNA of Carcharodon carcharias (great white shark), 5748 nucleotides long. It is a transcript of the gene mbnl2, whose product is annotated as muscleblind-like splicing regulator 2. The record is from RefSeq and is a predicted model, not a curated record. The transcript is spliced from 9 exons. Bases 806 to 1996 code for a protein of 396 amino acids. NCBI's taxonomy places the organism in Eukaryota, Metazoa, Chordata, Chondrichthyes, Lamniformes, Lamnidae. Gene Ontology annotation, molecular function: metal ion binding.
CCCCCCCCUCAACCCUUCACCACCACCACCACUUACUUGAGUUUCCAGGACUGGGGAGUUAUUUUCUCUUUUUGCAAAAAUAAUAAAUAUCCAUAAUCAACUGAAGAGUUCAUCUGUGGGAGCGAUGACCCGGCCAGUGAUAAAAAGUGCCUUUUCGGAAGUCUGUGUUACUUGGAGUUGCUUUUAGGUCAAUCUGCUCUUUUGAGACUUGUUUGUUGCCAAUUAGACAAAUGUCUGACCUAACGUGCAACUGAAAACAGAAAAACGUCUCUGCUGCAUCUGUAGCUGCUGCCUCAUCUUAAACUGGCUGUAACAUCAAAAAAAUUGGAACAACAAUCUGCUGCAAGAGAAACUAAACCAACAUACAGAGAGCUGAGUGUGCCGAAUGCAGUAAAAUCAAUAACUGGAAGUGACUUGAAUGCGAUUAGUAUUCAAUCAACGGGUGUGAUUGCAUCGAAAUAACUUUUUAUUAAAAGCAACAAAGUGCUGUGUCAGCAGAAGUACAUUAUAAAACAGACCAGACGUGCCACCAACAAGAAGGGGUUAAAACCCCACAACUCCCAACUGGUAACCGAUUGCUUGUUGACUAGUUGUCUGUUUUAAUGUUGACUAGCAGGCCGCAAAAUAAUUCUCCAGCAGCAUUUUAUGAAGUAAUUUUCUGCUUUUAUGACCAUUAAAAGGCAUUUUUAUAUUUUAAGAAAGGAGAGCUAUAUUUUUGAUUUUAAUUCUGUUGACUGCUGCAUUCUUUCCCCAAGAAUCCUGAUAUUAAGCUGUUCUGAACCACGUUUCACUUUGACGAUUUAUUAUGGCUGUAAACGUUACUCCAGUACGUGAUACAAAAUGGCUGACAUUAGAAGUGUGCAGACAGUUUCAGAGAGGGACAUGUUCACGUUCAGACCAGGAAUGCAAGUUUGCACAUCCACCAAAAAGCUGCCAGGUUGAAAAUGGGCGAGUUAUUGCAUGCUUUGAUUCCCUUAAGGGUCGUUGCACAAGAGAAAACUGCAAAUAUCUUCAUCCACCAAUGCAUUUAAAAACGCAGUUAGAAAUUAAUGGACGCAACAAUCUUAUACAACAGAAAACAACUGCAGCUAUGUUGGCACAGCAGAUGCAGUUUAUGAUGCCAGGUGCUCAAAUUCAGCCAGUUGCCACGUUUCCAAUGAAUCCUGGCACAGGAGUAAAUCAUCAUGCUUUUAGUUUUAGUCCUUUUCUGGCACCCAUGCCUCACAGUGUUGGGUUAGUUCCAACAGAAGUUCUCUCUAGUGCUCCUGUCCUUGUCCCUGGAAGCCCACCCAUUUCAGUUGCUGGAUCAGGAAAUAUGCCGAAGCACAUGAGAACAGACCGGUUAGAGGUGUGCAGGGAGUUUCAGCGAGGGAACUGCACACGGGGUGAGACCGAUUGCCGUUUUGCUCACCCUGCAGACAGCACAAUGGUGGACACCAAUGACAACACUGUGACUGUCUGUAUGGAUUAUAUCAAAGGUCGUUGCUCAAGAGAGAAGUGCAAAUACUUCCACCCUCCUGCCCACUUACAGGCCAAAAUAAAGGCAGCGCAGCACCAGGCCAACCAGGCUGUGGCAGUCGCUCAGGCAGCUGCUGCAGCAGCGACAGCAAUGACUCAGUCGGCUGCCAAAUCUGUGAAACGACCCCUCGAGGCAACCUUUGACCUGGCCUUCCCACCUGGUGUCCUUCACCACUUACCAAAGAGACCAGCCCUUGAAAAAAGCAAUGGCACCAGCACAAUCUUUAAUCCUAGUGUUUUGCACUACCAACAGGCUCUAGCCAAUGCACAAAUGCAGCAGCCAACAUUUUUUCCAACAGGGUCGGUGUUUUGCAUGACUCCUCCAGCUACAACUGUUGGUCAUACUGAAAUAAUGAACCAGAAGCAGAUGAAUCCCCAGGACAUCUCUAUGGAAACUCAUGAACAGGCUUACUGUAAAUACUAUCCUCUUCCCUCCCCACCUGCAUCUAUAUUAGGCUUACCACAGCCAGCAUGCUAACCAAAUUAAGAGAAAUUCUAUUUAGAUUAAGCAAGAAUACAAAAUCGUGAUGGGAAAUACAUCAUAAAAUUUAAGGAUAUAGAUGAGUUCAGACACAUAUUUAAUAUUCAUAUAUCCUGUAAAUAACCCUAGCGCUAUGACAAAUGUUACAAUCAAAGAAAUGGUAUAUCUACUUUCUGAUGUCUCAUUUUGUGGAGAUGUUUCACCAUUACAUUCUGUAAAGAGUGUGAUGUGGUUAUAUUGUUAAUCUGUUAUGAGAUCAUUGUGUACAAAAGAAAAAGCAGCACCCACAGGGUUGGAAGAAUCCCUACAGACAUUUAUAGACAAAACUAUACUCCAUAGACAAAGAACACCCAUUUUGAAAAUUACAGCGUAAAAUAAAAUGGGUUUUUUAAAUCUUCAGUACUGGCUCAAUCAAUCACUGUGGAAAAAGUGUUCGAUCAACAUUGGUCAUCAGUUUUUAAAAAAACAAACAUGAGCAGUGACUUUAAGAAAAUUGCAAUAAUAUUUUAAGUAAACACGAUGGGUAUAAAGUUGAUAUUAAUCUGAAAUAUUGCACAGAAAUAAUUUGCCUUCUCAAAGUUUUUUUUUGUAUUUUUGAUGCUCUUGAUGCCUUCGUUAGCUAAUGUGAGCAAAGCAUGAAAGGAUAUCUUCCUUUCCAAUGCAGUGCAAUCAGUUUUGGGUAGCUAUAAUCCUAUAUUGGCAUCAGAUGUUGGAGGAUGGUUUAGUUUUCUGAGGCAACUUAUUUCAAAGUUUGAUUGAAUCGUGUCUAAAUCUUAAAUCAGGUUCUCAGCACCAGUCCGUAUAGUUGCAAAAUGGGUGAGUAAUGUGGAGCUGCAGAGGAUAGGGCUGGCUACAAAGUUGGCGGAAGACAAACUUGGCCAGUCUUACUGCAGCUACAGUUCAAUUUGCCCAACAUAUUUACUAUGUUAUCAAAGAUUCUUCCAACUCUGAAAGGCGUACCAUAUUAUAAAUUCAUUUAUAAUGUAGAACAUGAUAUAUGUAACAGUGCCUAAAAAAAAGGGGGAGGGGGGACAAUUAUUCACAAGUAUGUGCAAAGCGUAAGUUGUACCAAAAUUGUAUUUUGUGUGGUUUCUCAUGUUAGCAAAGCAGACGAAUUUAACUGGCGCGAUUUGACAAAAACCUAGUUAAGUAUAUGACGAGAGAAAAAUUAACUUUUUAAAAAAAAGAUUAUUCUUUUUCUAACAAAAAGGCUCUUCCCAAAUAAAAUUGCACCCUAAUUUCACUAAUGACCUUUUACCAGCGACAGUGCAAAGAUGGGGGCUGGUGAUUUUAUUUUUCUUUAAACCAAAUUAUAUCCUAAGACUGUAAACCCAUACCAAAUUUAUUGCUCCAUUUUGCAAGUCACAUAAUCCAAUAGUGACUCUAAUAUAAGGUUUAGAAGUGGCUUUGAAGAUAAUAUUACAACAUAAUUUUGUUGAACAGUGUUCAAUCUAAAAAUUAAAUACAGAAAAUACACAAAGGCGGGCUCAGUACUGUAGUAUUACCUUUGAACCCUACCAUCAUUUGAUUUUAGUGCCAGUAAAGCAAUCAGUAACCACAAAAAAAAUCAGAAUGCAGCAGACAUAAAAAAAACUUUUAUUUUUGUUUUUUUUAAUUAUAGCCUGUAUUUAAAGAAUGAUUGAUUGUUUCAAGACUUAGCAAAGAUUUUAGCUAGAUCCAUCCAGUGUAAUGAUUAGAAAUUAGUUAGUAGUUUAAGAUCUUUAUUGUGUUGAAAGUAUAUCCCAUUUUCGUAAUAGGUUUAUCUUUUUAUAAGAUUGGUUUUCUGAUAUGAAAUGUUUAUGGUUUUAUAGUAGAAUUGAUCCUAAAGGUAAUGUGUAAUAUUGAUUUUUUUUCUUAAACUUUUUUUCUUAUUGAGGGUUAGUAGUCAUUUUUUUUAAUCUUACAGUUAUGCUACACACAUGGGGCUCAAUUAAUUACAAGUCGACUGAACCUAUGGUUAUACAUAUAAGAUACACCAUUAACAUAUCGGAAAUUAUAUCACAAUGUGACUUUCAGAUGUCAAUGCAAGUUACCCGUUGUGAUUAGUUUAACAGCUAUUACGUCAUAAUAAAUUCUUGGGUGUGUGUUUCUUUUCUAAAGCUCUGUUUCCAGAUUCCAAGUAUACUCAUUAUCCAGCAGUUAUGUUUUUUGUCUUUUGUGUAGCAGCGCAGUACUCUUCAUCAAUUUUAUGAUGUAAUAGCAAUAAUUUCUGCUAUGAAAUAGUGUACUUAGCUUAAAAGCUUUUUGCACUAUAGUAAAAACGCCUCACUUUGUGACCACAGCACUUAUCCAGCGCACUUAGGUAUUUUUUUUAAGGCUUCAUACUCCACCUCGUAACAAUCUUUAUUGCCUAAUUAGAAUUUUGCUAAGAAUUAGAACUUCAAUGUGAAAUGAUUAUAUGUCAUAAUAAUAGCAUGAUACAUGUGUAACAUUAUAGAUUUUUUUUUCUUUGUUUUAAGAAUAGAUGAACUUUUAUGUUUUUACAUUUGUUUUCUAGUUGACAACGUGGGCCAUUUGACCUGCAGGUAUUGACUUCUAGCCAUUUGUGUACUGUCAGAUGGUAAAAUAUUGAUACUGUUUGAAUAUUUUCAAAAGGUGCACCCAAGGAACAUUUUGGUUUUUGUGUUCUCUUUAAAAACAAAAAGGGUUUGUUGUUUCGGAAAUGUUACGACUGUCUCAAGAGUUGGCAUGCCGCUGAAAUAUUUGAUCCUGGUGAUGUACAAAUAUGGAUAACAUAUCUUGUUGCACUUAUGUACAUAGUAAAUAUGUAAUAAAGCUGCCUUUAUAUUGUAAAAUGAGCAGCAGAGGUUUUUAAAUAAAAACGAAAUACUCCGUUCAAAGCGUUCUCAUGAGAGAGGCAGUUGUGUGUGAAUUGUAACUGUUUACUGAAAUAUAAUAUAUUUCCUAUUGGAAUACUUAGCAGUUAACACUUAAACUGUAUUUUUAAAAGCUAUAUAUGAAAAUUGUAUGCUGCAAUUUUUUUGUUCAGAAAUGAACAUUCAAGCCUCUAUUGGGGUGUACUAACCAUACUUAAUCUCUCAUGCUUCUGGCUUUGAGCAAAGAUGAAAUAUUCAAACCAUAUCAUAAAAGCCUGACAGUCAAACAGCAUCCCUCCCUAGAACGGAACAUUCUAACCAAACUGAAAGCAAUUUGUGUUCCCUUAUUUACAAUUUACUGGAUUGUAACAACAAGAAUUGUCUAAUACCACACUAAGUCACGGAAUGCUUAUAGUCAAUUUUAAUGUGAUGUCUGAUAUUCAUUUCUCUGGUCAGAAAAUGAUCCAUUAGUGCGUUAAGUUGGAAAUAAUUACUCGAGCUGUUUUGGUAAACGUACAUACGCCUGGAAAGUGUUCAGAUCGAUAUUUCACAAAACUGGUUUGAACUUUUCUAUUGACAGCAGCCAAAUAAGUUUUCUAGCCGUGAUAUUUUGGUGAAUCUUUAGCAGCUGAAGAAUGUAAUAGCUCCACAAACACAUACAGGCACGCACACACAUAUACGGAGCACAGUUAGUGAUUCUUGUGCCAUAGGCUUAGUAAUACGUCACUUUGCAAUGAAAUGAUUUGUCUAUAUACAGCUUCUCCACUUCCCAGGUAUACUGUACUGACUGAUAUUUCUCUGUAAUACUGCCAGAUUAUACCGUUUAUGCUUCAGUUAUGUCAUAUGAUGAAUGAGAUUCACUUAUGUUUCUGAAAAUACAACUAUUUGUUUUAUGACCAUUGAGGGGAAAAUAAAGAAAUAUUUGGGAAAAAA